CGCAUUCGGCUUUCGUCCGCUUGCUUUGGCUCCUCCUAUCGGCCCUGCCCGCGUGCUAUAUUAUACGCCGUCCGUCGCCGCUGCAAGGAGCCUCUGAUUUCGUUUCAUGUAAUCGCUUUCUUCCUCCGCAAGGCGCCCGAGCCCGUGACCUCCUUUUCUAGGUCCUCCCUCGCCGAUUCCUGGCCCUCGUUUCUGUUCUGCUGCUAUCUUGGUAUGCAUGCAUUCUUUUCGAGCUUAAUCCAGCGUAACAGCAAUCCCCACCUUUCAAAUUGUGUUCCAUUUCUUCCACAGCAUGCCCAAAUUUGGGACCUUUCUAUUAGUUGCCCGAAUUUAGUAUCCCAGAAGCACCCAUUUCCAGAAACAUUCCUCAGAUUUCUCUAUCUCUCUCUCUCAUACACGCAGAACUCAUCCAUUACCAGAGCCCACUGCUCGCAUCCAAAUUCAGCCUCAGCCAUGAAGUUUGCCAAGAAGUACGAGACGUACAUGAGGGGAAUGGAGGCGGAGCUCCCGGGCGUGGGGCUGAAACGGCUCAAGAAGAUGCUCAAGAAAUGCCGCUCCGAGCUCCGUUCGCACGUGGGAACCGGCUCCUCCUCCGCCUGCGCCGACGCCGUCGGCCGGUGCCCCGGGCGUUGCUCUGUAUGUGAUGGGAGUUUCUUUCCAUGUCUUCUGAAUGAGAUGUCAGCUGUCGUCGGCUGCUUCAACGAGAAAGCCAAGAAGCUGCUUGAAUUGCACUUGGCAUCAGGCUUCAAGAAAUACACCAUGUGGUUCACCAACAAGCGUGACAAGAGCCAUGGGACAUUGAUAAAGCAAGGCAAAGACUUGGUUACGUAUGCAAUUAUAAAUGCCGUGGCCAUGAGGAAAAUUUUAAAGAAGUAUGAUAAGAUACAUUACUCGAAGCAAGGGCAGGAGUUCAAAGCUCAAGCUCAGAGCCUGCACAUCGAGAUACUUCAAUCCCCAUGGCUCUGUGAGCUGAUGGCAUUCUACAUGAACUUGAGAAGGAGCAAGAAGAACAAGGCUGCAAUGGAGCUCUUUGGCGACUGUUCCCUCGUAUUCGAUGGUGACAGGCCAACGCUCUCAUGCAACCUCUUUGACUCAAUGCGUGUUGAUAUUAGCUUGACAUGUUCCAUUUGCUUGGAUACAGUGUUUGAUCCAGUCUCUCUUUCCUGUGGUCACAUAUUUUGCUUCUUGUGUUGCUGUUCUGCCGCGUCUGUGACGAUUGUUGACGGGCUGAAGUCUGCUGAUUACAAAUCAAAAUGUCCUCUAUGUCGACAGGAAGGGGUCUUUCCUGAUACUGUACACCUAGAUGAGCUCAACAUGCUGCUAAGCCAUAGUUGUCCAGAGUAUUGGGAGAAGAGAAUGCAAUCGGAGCGAGUUGAACGCGUCCGCCUGGCUAAGGAGCAUUGGGAGUCUCAGUGCAGAGCAUUCUUGGGCAUCUAAGUAACGAGUCUAGUGAUGGACAGUAAAUUCGAUUUGUUUGUAAAGAUUGUUGCUGGUUAGAUCUCGCUUUGUCACAACUCGUUGUGUAAGAAAGUUUGGGAUAUAUCCUGUGUUGACAUUAAUUUACCAGUAAGAGGGUCACUUCUGUGCCCCUAGCUAGCUGCAGAAAGAGAGGCAAAGUAAUGGUUGUUCAAGUGCAGAAUUGCAAAUGCAUUUAUAUGUGACCCUCUCGAUUCAGCUUUGUGAUUUUAGCCUGAAGUCUGAAGUUGC
Molecule: messenger RNA, 1707 nt
Organism: Phragmites australis (common reed)
Lineage: Eukaryota; Viridiplantae; Streptophyta; Magnoliopsida; Poales; Poaceae
Product: probable E3 ubiquitin-protein ligase BAH1-like 1
Exons: 6
Coding region: 214-1437 (407 amino acids)
Source: RefSeq, a predicted model, not a curated record